AUGCUAUAUUUGCCGUUGCGAAAGUUCUUCAAGUUUGUAUUGAAGAAAAGAAAACCUGCCAGUCAAGUAUCUAUUAAAAAGUUGGUGUCGAAAAAUGUUCUGGAUCAAGUUUAUCCAGACGUUCAAAAAGGAGGAUAUUAUAUUCCUAAAGACUGUCAAACUAGGAAUAAAGUUGGCAUAUUGGUUCCUUAUAGAGAUCGAGCACUACAUCUUUCGAUUUUUCUAUACAAUAUCCACCCCUUUUUGAUGAAACAAAAACUGGAAUACAGAAUUUUCAUUAUAGAACAAGCAGGUGAAGAUUUAUUUAAUAGAGGAAGACUUUUCAAUGCUGGUUUCUUAGAAAUUAUGAAACUUGGUGAUUGGAAGUGUGUGAUAUUCCAUGACGUAGAUUUGCUUCCGUUGGAUGAAGAGAUUUUGUACACUUGUCCAAUUUGGCCGCGGAAUAUGUGUGCGAACAUUGUUGAUAAGACAAAUCUCCCAAAAUCCCGCACCCUUUUCGGCGGUGUUUCUGCUAUUGAUGUCAAGCAAUUUAAGAAAGUAAAUGGUUAUUCCAAUGAUUACUGGGGCUGGGGUGGCGAGGACAAUGACCUUUUUAGAAGGUUACAAGACUUCGGUUAUCCAGUUGUAAAAUACGAUAAAAAGAUUGCACGCUACACAUCUCUUCCGCAUCUUGGACAAAGUCGAAAUAAAGACAGGUUUAAUUUACUGCACAACGCUAUCAAGAGGUACAAACACGAAGAAUUUUCCUCAUCCUAUCCUGCUUUGAAGAAGUCCUUCCUAGUCCCUCAAGAUCCUUUAUUUCUUUUAAAUGGCUGUAAUUAA
Colias croceus (clouded yellow) is the source of this 822-nucleotide messenger RNA. Its product is annotated as beta-1,4-N-acetylgalactosaminyltransferase bre-4-like. The transcript is spliced from 10 exons. The coding region runs from base 1 to 822 and encodes 273 amino acids. The record is from RefSeq and is a predicted model, not a curated record. Lineage: Eukaryota; Metazoa; Arthropoda; Insecta; Lepidoptera; Pieridae. Gene Ontology annotation, molecular function: N-acetyl-beta-glucosaminyl-derivative 4-beta-N-acetylgalactosaminyltransferase activity. Gene Ontology annotation, biological process: glycosphingolipid biosynthetic process; carbohydrate metabolic process.